Callithrix jacchus (white-tufted-ear marmoset) is the source of this 528-nucleotide messenger RNA. The record is from RefSeq and is a predicted model, not a curated record. NCBI's taxonomy places the organism in Eukaryota, Metazoa, Chordata, Mammalia, Primates, Cebidae.
AUGAAAGAAAUUAAAGAGAAUGGCCCAGUCCCCUUGCCGAGUCCCUCCGCCGCGCAGCCGGCCACCGCCGAGACCCAGAACAUUGCCGACCAGGUGAGGUCCCAGCUUGAUGAAAAAGAAAACAAGAAGUUCCCCGUGUUUAAGGCUGUGUCCUUCAGGAGCCAGGUGGUUGCGGGGAUUAACUACUUCAUCAAGGUGCAUGUCGGUAACAAGGAAUUUGUCCACUUGCAAGUAUUCCAAAGUCUCCCUCACGAAAACAAGCCCUUGACCUUGUCUAACUACCAGACCAACAAAGCCAAGCACGAUGAGCUGUCCUAUUUCUGACCCUGACUUUGGGCAGGGUCCUUCCACCAGAAGGCUGGUAAUUAAGUGAUUCUGCGUGGACCACAGCAUGCACUUGGGAUCAUAAAAUGAGCAUCUCCUGGCUGCGCCCCUUGGGUGGAAGGGGCUGGAUGCAGCAGCUGCUCUUGCAUUUCUGUUCCUAAAUUUCACUGUGUUGAUUUUUUUUCCCCCUUCCAAUCAGGGAUC